Phalaenopsis equestris is the source of this 1593-nucleotide messenger RNA. RefSeq names its product dolichyl-phosphate beta-glucosyltransferase. The record is from RefSeq and is a predicted model, not a curated record. NCBI's taxonomy places the organism in Eukaryota, Viridiplantae, Streptophyta, Magnoliopsida, Asparagales, Orchidaceae. Gene Ontology annotation, cellular component: endoplasmic reticulum membrane.
UGCCCGGGUCUCUGAGUACGUUUCGGCGACGGCAGAAGAUGGCAUGGCUGUCUCUACCCGAUCCCUAUCUUCCUCUCUUUCUCUCUCUCUCCUCUUUUGCGCUUGUCUUGUUUCUCGGCAUUGCGGCUUUCUUCCUUGAAUUUGUCAAGAAGAUCGGAUGCAAUCACCGCUUUGAGAGGACAAAUGCCUCGGAUGCUUUCUUUGAGGAUCCCAACUCGUUGAAGAAGGUUCCAUGUCCAUCAAUCUUUGACAAUGCGGAGAAAUACUUAUCUCUGAUUGUCCCUGCAUAUAACGAGGAGCAUAGGCUUCCUGCAGCUAUUGUUGAAAUGAUGAGUUAUCUUCAACAACGUGCAGCUGCAGACAAGUCCUUCACAUAUGAGGUGUUAAUAGUAGAUGAUGGAAGCACUGAUAAGACAUCUAAAGUAGCAUUUGACUUUGUUAGGAAGUACAAGAUAGAUAAUGUCAGGCUUCUUCUUCUUGGAAGAAAUCAUGGGAAAGGAGAGGCCAUUAGAAAAGGCAUGCUGCACUCACGUGGUGAACUUAUCCUAAUGCUUGAUGCUGAUGGAGCGACCAAAAUUACUGACCUAGAAAAGCUUGAAUCUCAGGUCUAUGCAUUGGCUGAGAAUAAAAUAGAUGGAAAAUCUCCGGCUGAGUUAUCUAAAGACAUUAAGCUCAAGCUAUCCGAUAUUGAAGUUUCUGUAUUUGGUUCCCGAGCACAUCUUGAGAAGCAAGCUCUUGCUACUAGGAAGUGGUACAGAAACUUUCUAAUGAAAGGUUUCCAUCUUGUGGUUUUAUUUACUGCUGGUCCGGGUAUCCGUGAUACACAGUGUGGCUUCAAGAUGUUCACAAGGGCAGCAGCUAGGAAAAUUUUCACAAAUAUUCGAUUGAAGAGGUGGUGCUUCGACGUCGAAAUUGUCUAUUUAUGCAAGCAUCUAAAUAUUCCGAUGAUCGAAGUGUCAGUAAAUUGGAGUGAAAUACCUGGAUCAAAGGUGCGGCUGACCAGCAUAGCGCACAUGCUGUUUGAGCUCAUAUUGAUUCGCUUAGGUUAUGGACUCGGCAUAUGGAAAAUUUAUACAUGAACUGUGCUAACUCAGAGAUCCCUCCGUAGUUUUAGCAGAGGAAAAUGAUGAUUAAUAUUGAUGCAGACUAACUCAAAAGUACGUCAUGAAGAGCAGUUUUGAUGACUUAUUUGUUCAGGCCCAAAGUAGUGCGUCUGCUAUGAUAUUUAUUCUUCAUGGAAUUCAUUGUUUGGAAUGUUACAGAAUUUUUGUAUAAUGAGAAAUUAAAGAGGCAAUGUCCGGAUGAUUAGUUCUGGUUUCUGAGAGCAUACAUUUUCAGUUAUUUGAUUUUUCUGUAAUAUUUAGAACAUAAAGACCCUUUGGUGCAGAAACUUUGUAGCAGUUGGGUUCAAAUUAUAGCUAGAGAUGUAAUCAACUUCACUAUUUCAGUUUGAUGUUAAUUUUUAACAAUUUAGAAGACGUUUAGCUGUUCCUGAUUUAUCUUUCCAUGCUGCAAAAUGCUGGUGGCUUGAUGAGGAUGAAGGGCUUGUUGACCAGGGUUAUUUACAUAUACAGCACCCCAAACAUUGUUAUU